Hansenula anomala is the source of this 633-nucleotide messenger RNA. RefSeq names its product Pex17p (gene PEX17). The transcript has a single exon. The coding region runs from base 1 to 633 and encodes 210 amino acids. NCBI's taxonomy places the organism in Eukaryota, Fungi, Ascomycota, Saccharomycetes, Phaffomycetales, Wickerhamomycetaceae. The record is from RefSeq and is a predicted model, not a curated record.
AUGUCAGACAUAUAUGCUCAUCCAGAAGAUAUAACAUUCCCAGAAGAAAUACCAGAGUCCAAAAAGGUCAUCACGAUACCUCCAGCGUUGAAAUACAUCACAUCAUUACUUUAUGGAUCAGGAACAACAUUAUCACUAGUAUACAUCUUAUUAAUCUUCAUCGUUCAACCAUUGUUAAAGGUUCAAUACGAGAGAAGGAAUGAAUUAGCUGCAUUUGUGCUAAAGCUAGCAAGAGAUCUAUUAGUCACCCUGAAUAAGGACACAAAAUUACCACCAGUCGCAAUCAAGAGAGGUGAGAAAUAUUACUCAGAUGCACAAGUUCAAACUGAUGAAGUUAACACAAAACCCUCCUCAGUCUAUUUUGAAGAUGAGAAACCAGAAAAUGAAAAUCUCUUAAAUGAACGUUUGAAGAGUUUGAAGCUGUGCUUACAGGACUAUAAUAGAUACCAUGCACAAAUUGAUGAAUUGAAUCCACUGACUUUCCAAAUCAAGAAAUUUCAAGGAAGAAUAGAUGCUUAUAGCCAGGCCAACUUGCUAAGAAUAAGAGGCCAAGCAUCCAAUGAUACAAUCACAAACCAACUAAAACAGGAAAUCAGAAGUAUAAAAGGUUUAUUUUUGACUGGUCAAGUAUAG